Vitis riparia (riverbank grape) is the source of this 687-nucleotide messenger RNA. RefSeq names its product CASP-like protein 4D1. The transcript is spliced from 3 exons. Bases 1 to 543 code for a protein of 180 amino acids. NCBI's taxonomy places the organism in Eukaryota, Viridiplantae, Streptophyta, Magnoliopsida, Vitales, Vitaceae. The record is from RefSeq and is a predicted model, not a curated record.
AUGGCUUCCAAAGCUGUGGUGAACUCAGCUCUUGUGUUGAGAACCCUCACCCUCUUGCUUUUGGCUGCCUCGGUUGUGGUAAUGACCACCGACAAUUUUAAAUUUAGUGAUGGUUCCAAAACCAGCUUUACGGAUGUCAUUGCUUACAGGUAUGUGGCUGCUACGGGUGCGGUCGGAUUUUUGUACACGGUGGCGCAAAUACCCUUUGCUGUAUUUCAUGCCUGUACUGAAAAGAGGCUCCUUCGCCCGGAGUUCGACUUCUAUGGAGACAAGGUCAUUAGCUUGCUUCUGGGCACCGGUGUGGGAGCUGGUUUUGCAGUCACUUUUGAGUUUAAGAGAAAUUUGAAUGAUUUUGUACAAGGUGUGGAAGAUUUGAGUGAUCUAGAUUUAAGUGAAUUCAAAUCCAAGACGGAGAAAUUCCUGGAUAGGGCGAUAAUUGCUACAGGUCUGCUCUUCCUGGGAUUCAUUUGCAUGGCCAUUCUUUCAGUACUUUCAUCCCUCAGUAGGAGUAUUGCUAAAUCAAGCAAAGGCUUCUUUGGAUGAUCACCAUCAAAUUCUCAAACUUACGGAAUUAAGUUAUUCUAAUAUUAUUGUGAAUCAGCGUUGCUGUUCCUUGUUUUUUUUGCUACGAUUUGAUUUUGUUUCUGGGUGCAUGCAUGGUUCCUGUAAUGCAGAUACAACAUUAUU